UUUCAAUAUGCUUUUGAGACGAGUAUCGAUAUGCGAGCAAACUUGACGUUUGGCGACGCUUUCAUCUGAAACAGGCGAGGCAGGGAACGAACACGAGGAAUCCGAAGAGAGUCACCUUGCCAUCUCAAGAUGACGGCGCACGAACAAGCGACCGAUGCCAAAAAGACCGGCGAUGAUAACGCUCCCGGAUCAACAAGCACAUACUCGAAUGACGAAGCGGAAGAGGAAAUCACCCGGAGUGAGUGUGAGGAUUGCAGUCUAAAUACGACCUUUUCAUCUUCCAGAAACAGCGGCACCGAAGUAGACGGGCAGGGGUCAGAUUCGGGCUCAGAUGAAGAUGUAGAGGACGGAGAUGAAGACGAUUACUACAGUGAGGGGAAUCUUCCCACGUCCUUUUUUCCGAGCUUAGCCCAGGACUAUGACGAGAUGUUUUUUCACCGGUUCCGGCCGCUUGCGAACCGACGCGAGUAUCCGACUCUGCUGGACACAGAAAUUUUCGCCGGGGAGAGCACUACCGAAAGUGCUGGUCUCUACGAUGAGAAAUCUCCCUUCGGUUCGGACGAACCCAAGCUAAUCAUGAGAUUGCGCGAAGCGUUGCAGAUGUGUGAGCAGUUGCGAAACCGGAUACCCAAAUUCGGCAAGGCAUUUUUCCUCGCGCACCUUGUCGAGAUGAUCCUGUUCCUCUUCUGCUGCAAGACGACAAGGGCGAGCUUCACAGACCUGUGCUUCUCCGAAGCCUUCAACCUGAACUUUCAAGGAGCGGUCUUCGCGCUGCUCGGCAUCGUGUUCGGAACGAUCGGGUUUUGCAGAUUUUCCGGGCCCGUGCGGCUCACGUUCGAAAUCGUGGGGUUCAGCGCCGCCUUUCUGCACAUCCUCGUCGUCGCGCUCUACCACACGUGCCGGUUUUUUCUAGCCGCCUCGACCGACGCGCUGCUGGACUCGAUUGUGGAUACCAAAAUCUGGCACAGCUGGAUAUCCGUCGCGGUUGCGUUUCUGAGUGGCUUCGCGGCGCCAGUGUUUCACGAGGCGUUGAUAGACAUAACCUCGGACAAAACGAAUCCCGAGGAGGAGGACGUCAGCGACCUCGUGUGGGAAUUGUUCUACGUUUCUUGAAAAUUAUUCUGAUGUAAAUUAAUUGGAGCCAAAAGAAUUCAAAUUUUCGAAGAACAGGAGCAGGUUGCAGCAGCAACGGCUUCUAUAUGGUAUUUUGUUUCUCGUCUCGCUCUCACUCGCACAUCCAUGGACAUGUAAGACUUUUUAGUGUAUCCUUGGCAUUGGACAGAUUGAUUGCGUCGACCUUCAUGUGCCCACUGAACUUGUACCCGUAGCGAUAUCAACAACAU
Messenger RNA from Amoebophrya sp. A120, 1343 nucleotides. NCBI's taxonomy places the organism in Eukaryota, Dinophyceae, Syndiniales, Amoebophryaceae. The record is from the annotation of a GenBank genome assembly.